Erpetoichthys calabaricus (reedfish) is the source of this 4823-nucleotide messenger RNA. RefSeq names its product solute carrier family 6 member 16a (gene slc6a16a). Gene Ontology annotation, cellular component: membrane. The coding region runs from base 428 to 2530 and encodes 700 amino acids. Gene Ontology annotation, biological process: sodium ion transmembrane transport. The transcript is spliced from 13 exons. NCBI's taxonomy places the organism in Eukaryota, Metazoa, Chordata, Cladistia, Polypteriformes, Polypteridae. The record is from RefSeq and is a predicted model, not a curated record.
UCUAUAUAGGCAGUGUAUAUCUUCAGGAGUGACACUCAACUCACUAUUAGCUACUAGCACAAUAGUUCAUUUUUUGUUCUUCAUAUGUCCCUUAUAGUGCCAAGAGAAACCGAUUUCAUGUUGACAAGCUCGGACCCCGACUCUUCGAAGUUUAUGCUGUUAAUAUAUCCUUAGACGGGCGAUUUGCAUGAAGACACGCGUUACAUGACAGACUUCCAGCUUGGUAGCUAACGCGCGAUCAACCCGCGAGCAGGAGGGGCGCCUUGUUACUGGCGCGAAGCGCUCCGCCUCGGCUGAUGCAAUCUGAAAGUAGGAACUCGAAUGUGAAGCUCGCGACACAUGGGGACAGAAGAAAGAUACCUUUAAGCCUAAUAUACCUGACAUGAUCCUUUUAACAUUGAGGUGGCCCUGAUUGAUUUGAAGUCUGAUGGAGAAGAGCCGGUGCCCAGUGGAGGAGGGGGAUGGGCUGGGCUUGGCAGAAUCCAGCACUGGCUUGAUAGCUGACACAUCAGAUGGCACAUUGCCUGUAUAUGAUGCUCCAAGCACCCGGCCAACAUGGGGAAACAAAAUGCAGUACAUCCUUGCACAGGUUGGCUUCUCGGUUGGACUUGGCAACGUUUGGCGUUUUCCGUACCUGUGCCAUCAGAACGGGGGAGGAGCUUUCUUGUUGCUGUACUUCUUGCUGUUGGUCAUCAUUGGAAUCCCAUUGUUUUUCCUUGAGCUGGCAGCGGGUCAGAGCAUUCGUCAGGGCAGCAUUGGUGUAUGGAAACAUAUAAGCCCCCGCUUGGCAGGCAUCGGAUUUGCAAGCUGUGUGGUGUGCUCCUUCGUGGCACUCUACUAUAAUGUUAUUAUUGCCUGGAGCCUCUUCUACUUGGGAAACUCCUUCCAGUACUCUCUGCCUUGGGAGUCUUGCCCAAGUAUGGCCAACAGCAGUAAUCUGGUUCCUGAAUGCACCCAGAGCUCACCAACCACAUACUUCUGGUACCGCCAGGCCUUGGACAUCACAGACUCCAUUGAGGAUACUGGUUCCUUUAAUCCCAUCAUGAUUGGGUGCCUCUUUGCUGCCUGGGUUAUUGUCUGCUUGGCCAUGAUUAAAGGCAUUAAGUCUUCUGGAAAGGUCAUGUAUUUCAGUUCAGUUUUCCCCUAUGUGGUUCUUUUCUGCUUCCUAGUCAGAGGGCUCCUUUUGGAAGGUGCUGCUGAUGGAAUUCGCUAUAUGUUUUAUCCACGGUUGCAGAUCUGGGGUGAUGUACAAGUGUGGCGACAGGCAGCAACACAGGUGUUCUUUGCCCUUGGCCUUGGUUUUGGCAGUGUGAUUGCUUAUUCCAGCUACAAUAGCCACAACAAUAAUUGCCACUUUGAUGCCAUCCUUGUCUCCUUCAUCAACUUCAUGACUUCAGUUCUUGCAUCAUUGGUGGUAUUUGCAGUCCUGGGCUUCCGGGCCAAUGUUAUUGUGAAGGACUGUGUGGAAAAAAACCUUGAGCACUUUUCAAUGCUGAUGAAAAUGGGCUCUAUAAACAUAAGCCAAGUCAUCACUCCUAAUGUAAGUGCCACUGUGCAGGAGUACCAGUUGUGGUAUGAGCAACAUCAGGAUGUCCUAAAAGGUAUCCCGCUUGAGCGCUGCAGCUUAGAGAAGGAGAUGAACAAAGGUGUGGAAGGAACAGGUUUGGCUUUCAUUGCGUUCACAGAAGCCAUGAGCCUAUUUCCAGCAUCUCCUUUCUGGUCUGUACUCUUCUUCCUGAUGCUGCUGAACUUGGGCCUGAGCACCAUGUUUGGGAACAUGCAGGGCAUUCUAACUCCGCUUAUUGACAACUUCUCAGCUCUGCGCAGGAGGAGGACACUUUUGACAGUGUUAAGUUGCCUCCUGGGAUUCCUUAUUGGCCUGCUAUUUGUCCAGCGCUGUGGUAGCUAUUUUGUCACAAUGUUUGAUGACUACUCGGCCACUCUUCCACUCAUUAUCGUUGUAGUGUUUGAGACCAUCAGUGUGUCCUGGGUCUAUGGAGCUGAGCGAUUUAUAGAUGAUAUUGAAGGGAUGUUGGCAUGGCGCCCACCAGUAGUGUAUAAAUACCUGUGGAAAUAUAUCUGCCUUAUUGGUAUGGUAGGCCUGCUUCUUGCCAGUCUGAUCCAAAUGUGUAUCCAGCACCCCACUUAUAGGGCAUGGAAUGUCUCACAGGCAGAAGAAGUCACCCUUCAGUAUCCACCUUGGGGGAUGGUGGUCUUGAUUGGACUCAUUCUGUUGGCCUCUCUGCCUAUCCCUGCCUUAUUUAUUCGCCAGCUGGUACGAGAGUAUGUGGGCUGGCCAGAUGCUGAUCCCACUCAGACUUCACACAACUACUAUGCUGAAGUAUACACAAAGUGCUCUACUGAUCCUGAUACUGCUCAGAUCGCUGAGCAGGCUGCAGAGGAGAUGGAUGAGGCCACCCGUGAAAAUGGAUUCUUUGUACGAGAGAAUGAGGAGUACAAACUUCUACCACAAGAAGAGGGUACUGAUGGACAAGCAGAAUUUCCUUGGACAGCUACCACUGGGUUAUAACUUCCAGAUUUCCAUCCACCCAGUGUUUUUUUUCCCAGGUCUUGAAAGAAAUUUUCAGUUGGUGGUGAUGGGGAAAGUUGGGGUCAAAAACCAUGAAUUAGAAUACUGAUUUAGUCAGCGUAUCCCAACAGAGUGAAGCAGAAUGAGCCUUAAGAUGUCUUCCUCAAAAUCAGCUAUAGUGAUGUUCCUCCAAUAUGCCACACCUUGGCUUAUUUCAUUUGAGCCUGUGAAAAAUGGCUAGGACAAAUGGACAUCAUAAUGACUAAUUCUAUGUAUAUUUUCAGCCAAACCUGGAAUUCGCACCAGUAUUUUUUGUAAGAAUUCUUAUAUCACAUCAGAGCUCUUCCAGAAUCCCUGACCUGUGCAUUUUUAGAAAGACUGUGGCCUUCUGCUCAUCGUUUUAUUUAGCACCAGUUCGUCUACGCAUUUUGUGAAUGUAGUAUUGUGACAAGCCGGAAUGGUAUAUAGUAUUGUUAUUGCAUGAUGUCAGAGAUUUUAGCAAAUGUUACCCAUUUCACAGCAAAUUGGCACAAAGGACAUUUUCUUUGUAUCUCCGUCACUGAAGCUAAGUAAUUACCUAUGCAUCAGGUUAUCCCUCUUCAGACGUCUGUUUCUAAACUACAGCACUCCUUUCCCACCACUGACUCUCUACACUGAUGUCCCCUUUAUUGUGGCAUUUUCCCCAUUUUGAGUGAGGUAGAGUUGAGAUUACUUCAGAUCUGCUCUUUGGUGUUUUAAUUCCUAUUGUAGAAAAUUUUACCUUACAGAUUUUUGGCAGGAAUUUUUUUAGCAACAUUUUUUGGGCAGGCGUUUUUAAUUUCUUCAAGUUGUAAUUUCUGCCUCUACAUUAACAGUCUUGUGCCCUUCCUUGUGAAAAAUGACAGUUUCCAUUACUAUUUAUUUUUGAACUGCACAUUUAGUUUGAAUUGAUAUGGUUCUCAGUUAAUGCAACUUACUCUGCCUUUGUCUCUCCAUAACCAUUAUAGGAGUUUGGUUCAUAAGUCAUUACCUCUGUUUACUUUGGUCGUUUUUUGUUUUUUUUUUAUGUCUACCUCCAACCAUUCUGGCCCUUUGUUUCCACUUGUCAUUUUUAGCCUGAUUAUUUCUUCAUCAAGGUCAACAAAACGUUUACCACAUUAUCCCAUCUAAUCCAAUGUCUUCUCUUUUGUAACUUCCGCUGACUCCAGUAUAGCUUGGUCUAGACAUGUUGGGCUCUUGAGGGUGGUACAACUUCAUUUUCUGUAAUAUUUGGUUCCGGCUUUCUUCUUUUGCUACUUCUAAAAUAUUACACUUUGACAUGGAACCAAUGUGUAGCACGCUGGCCAUUUCCAGGGUUAACCUUCCCAAUGCAAAUCUGCUUUCAUAUUCUUCUUGUAGUAUUCAGGUCUGCUACCCACACAGAAACUCUUUCACUCAAGUUCUUUAUUCCUUAACUUCAUUUAGAAUCAUUCUGACAUUAUAUUUAAAGUUGUCCAUAAAUAUUGCCGUUUUACGCAUCUCUGUAUUGCAUGCAUUCUUUCUAUAGUCUAGAAUCAAUUAAGCCCUUUCUCAUAAGGCUGUAAGUUACGGAUUUUGCCAACUUGGUUAAUCUUGUGUAAAUCAACCACACUUAUCGAUUAAACGUGAGGUUGAUUUUUUUUUAAUUUUAACGCCAAAAUGUAAUGUGCAUUUGCACAUAACGGUAUGAAUAAUGGCUUUCUGAACCACUUAAAGUUUUGUUUUCUCUUCAGGUAAUUUCUAGAUAAUUUAAAUGACAUCUGCUUGCAUUUUAUUGGUUUUACUGUUGCAAUUGUCAUGCAACUUACCUGACAGAGCUUCAAAUAUUGGGAGAAGAGAGUUGGUGUGGCAGAAAUUUGUUCAAACAGCUGACUGCAUGCUGACGCUAAUACAUUCAGCUGUGCCUGAAUUUUAGUAACUUGGAUUUGGAAGUUGUUUAAGCAUCAGGAGUGGCCGUCAGCGGAGAAAAAAAAAUGUAGAAAAUAUACAAGUUGAAUGAACCUCACUGAAGGUAAAUUUAACUAAUACGAAAUUUACAUUGUACAGAAGUUUUUCUAUUUUAUGACAAUGAUAUAAUUUUGCUAGUGCUUUUAAAUUAGAUUUGCUCAAACUUAAAACUUGUAUAGUUCACUCUAUUUAAAAUAUCUUGGUGAAAACUGAACCUUCCUAACAAAUUUCCUUGAAGAAUAAAUAUACCAAACUUCAAAAAGACUUUCCACUUGUUGUUAUGAGGACAGUAAGACAGACAUGCCAACAAUAAACGGGCGUUUUUCACCUUUAUGCAAAGUUUACCUAA